Molecule: messenger RNA, 5078 nt
Organism: Balaenoptera musculus (blue whale)
Lineage: Eukaryota; Metazoa; Chordata; Mammalia; Artiodactyla; Balaenopteridae
Gene: RBL2
Product: RB transcriptional corepressor like 2
Exons: 22
Coding region: 360-3785 (1141 amino acids)
Biological process (GO): cell differentiation; negative regulation of G1/S transition of mitotic cell cycle; regulation of transcription by RNA polymerase II
Cellular component (GO): transcription regulator complex; nucleus; chromatin
Molecular function (GO): RNA polymerase II transcription regulatory region sequence-specific DNA binding
Source: RefSeq, a predicted model, not a curated record
CUUUGGACACUAAACCUUCACAUGUCAACGUUUCUUGGGUGUUUUCUCUUCAGUACAGCCCUGCUGAAUGGUCUCCCGAUGAGGAGGUACUUGAAACGUAGAGAAGUCGCAUUUCCGCCCGAGGGAGACGACGCGAGAUGAUUUUUCUAAAUAUGAUUUUUGAUCCCCGUGGGCCUCCAGCCUGGACUACAUUUCCCAUCAAUCCGUGCUCGGAACUACGGGCACCGAUGUGUGGUCCAGCGCCGUUGGCCGCGGCGCAGUCGGCAAGCUGUCGGCCGACUGGCGGGCGCUUCGCGGUUUGAAUGGCUGGGGGCCCAGGCCCUCGGCUCACCUGAGGCCCCGCCGCCCAGGUGUGCGCUAUGCCGUCGGGAGGCAACCAAUCGCCGCCGCCGCCCCCCCCUCCCCUUCCGGCUGCGGCGGCCUCGGAUGAGGAGGAGGGGGACGAUGCCGAGGCGGAGGACGCAGCGCAGCCGGCCCGGUCGCCGGCCCCUCAGACCCAACAGCGGUUCGACGAGCUGUGCAGCCGCCUGAACAUGGACGAGGCGGCGCGGGCCGAGGCCUGGGACAGCUACCGGAGCAUGAGCGAGAGCUACACGCUGGAGGGAAAUGAUCUUCAUUGGUUAGCAUGUGCCUUAUAUGUGGCUUGCAGAAAAUCUGUGCCAACUGUAAGCAAAGGGACAGUUGAAGGAAACUAUGUAUCUUUAACUAGAAUCCUGAGAUGUUCAGAGCAGAGCUUAAUUGAAUUUUUUCACAAGAUGAAGAAAUGGGAAGACAUGGCAAACCUACCCGCACAGUUCAGAGAACGGACUGAGAGAUUAGAAAGAAACUUCACUGUUUCUGCUGUAAUCUUUAAGAAAUAUGAACCCAUUUUUCAGGACAUUUUUAAAUAUCCUCAAGAGGAGCAACCUCGUCAACAAAGAGGAAGAAAACAGCGGCGACAGCCCUGUACCGUGUCUGAAGUUUUCCAUUUUUGUUGGGUGCUUUUUAUAUAUGCAAAAGGUAAUUUCCCCAUGAUUAGUGACGAUUUGGUUAAUUCUUAUCAUCUUCUGCUGUGUGCUUUGGACUUAGUUUAUGGAAAUGCCCUUCAAUGUUCCAAUCGUAAAGAACUUGUGAACCCUAAUUUUAAAGGCCUAUCUGAAGAUUUUCACGCUAAGGAUUCUAAACCUUCCUCCGACCCACCUUGUGUCAUUGAGAAACUCUGUUCCUUACAUGACGGCCUAGUUUUGGAAGCAAAGGGAAUAAAGGAACAUUUCUGGAAACCCUAUAUUAGGAAACUUUUUGAAAAAAAGCUCCUUAAGGGAAAAGAAGAAAAUCUUACUGGUUUUUUAGAACCUGGGAAUUUUGGAGAGAGUUUUAAAGCCAUCAAUAAGGCCUAUGAGGAGUAUGUUUUAUCUGCCGGGAAUUUAGACGAGCGGAUUUUUCUUGGAGAGGAUGCUGGAGAGGAAAUUGGCACCCUCGCAAGGUGUUUGAAUACUGGUUCAGGAACAGAGACUGCUGAAAGAGUGCAGGUGAAAAACAUCUUGCAGCAGCACUUUGACAAGUCUAAAGCACUUAGGAUCUCUACCCCACUUACUGGUGUGAGGUACAUUAAGGGUAACAGCCCUUGUGUGACUCCAGUUUCUACAGCUACACAUAGCUUGAGUCGUCUUCACACCAUGCUCACAGGCCUCAGGAAUGCACCAAGUGAGAAACUGGAACAGAUUCUAAGGACGUGUUCCAGAGAUCCAACCCAGGCUAUAGCCAACAGAUUGAAAGAAAUGUAUGAAAUAUAUUCUCAGCAUUCCCAGCCAGAUGAGGAUAUCAGUAAUUGUGCUAAAGAAAUUGCCAGCAAACAUUUUCGUUUUGCAGAGAUGCUUUACUAUAAAGUAUUAGAAUCUGUUAUUGAGCAGGAACAAAAACGACUGGGAGACAUGGAUUUAUCUGGCAUUCUGGAACAAGAUGCAUUCCACAGAUCGCUCUUGGCCUGCUGCCUUGAGGUCGUCACUUUUUCUUAUAAGCCUCCUGGGAAUUUUCCAUGUAUUACUGAAAUAUUUGAUGUGCCACUUUAUCAUUUUUACAAGGUGAUAGAAGUAUUCAUUAGAGCAGAAGAUGGCCUUUGUAGAGAAGUGGUAAAACACCUUAAUCAGAUUGAAGAACAGAUCUUGGAUCAUUUGGCGUGGAAACCAGAGUCUCCACUAUGGGACAGAAUUAGAGACAAUGAAAACAGAGUUCCUACAUGCGAAGAGGUCAUGCCACCUCAGAACCUGGAAAGAGCGGAUGAAAUUUGUAUUGCUGGCUCCCCUUUGACUCCCAGAAGGGUGAGUGAAGUUCGUGCUGAUGCUGGAGGACUUGGAAGAAGCAUAACGUCUCCAACCACAUUAUACGAUAGGUACAGUUCUCCAACAGCCAGCUCUACCAGAAGGCGGCUAUUUGUUGAGAAUGAUAGCCCCACUGAUGGAGGGACACCUGGCCGCAUCCCCCCACAGCCUCUAGUCAAUGCUGUCCCUGUGCAGAAUGUAUCUGGGGAGGCUGUUUCUGUCACACCAGUUCCUGGACAGACUUUGGUCACCAUGGCGACAGCCACUGUCACAGCCAACAAUGGACAAACAGUGACUAUUCCUGUACAAGGCAUUGCCAAUGAAAAUGGAGGAAUAACAUUCUUCCCAGUCCAAGUCAAUGUUGGGGGGCAGGCACAAGCUGUGACUGGUUCCAUCCAGCCCCUCAGUGCUCAGGCCCUGGCUGGAAGCUUAAGCUCUCAACAGGUGACAGGAACGACCUUGCAAGUCCCUGGUCAGGUGGCCAUUCAACAGAUUUCCCCAGGUGGACAACAGCAGAAACAAGGCCUACCUUUAACCAGCAGCAACAUUAGACCCAGGAAGACCAGCUCUUUAUCGCUUUUCUUUAGAAAGGUUUAUCACUUAGCAGGUGUCCGUCUUCGGGACCUUUGUGCUAAAUUGGAUAUUUCAGAUGAACUGAGGAAAAAAAUCUGGACCUGCUUUGAAUUCUCCAUAAUUCAGUGUCCUGAACUUAUGAUGGACAGACAUCUGGACCAGUUGUUAAUGUGUGCCAUUUAUGUGAUGGCAAAGGUCACAAAAGAAGACAAGUCCUUCCAGAAUAUUAUGCGUUGCUAUAGGACUCAGCCACAGGCCCGGAGCCAGGUAUAUAGAAGUGUUUUGAUAAAAGGGAAAAGGAAAAGAAGAAAUUCUGGCAGCAGUGAUAGCAGAAGCCAUCAGAAUUCUCCAACAGAACUAAACAAAGACAGAACCAGUAGAGACUCCAGUCCUGUCAUGAGGUCAAGCAGCACCUUGCCAGUUCCACAGCCUAGCAGUGCCCCUCCUACACCUACUCGUCUCACAGGUGCCAACAGUGAUGUGGAAGAGGAGGAGAGGGGAGACCUUAUUCAGUUCUACAACAACAUCUACAUAAAACAAAUUAAAACAUUUGCCAUGAAGUACUCACAGGCAAAUGCAAUGGAUGCUCCUCCACUCUCUCCCUAUCCGUUUGUAAGAACAGGCUCUCCUCGCCGAAUACAGUUGUCUCAAAAUCAUCCUGUGUACAUAUCCCCGCAUAAAAAUGAAGCAAUGCUUUCUCCUCGAGAAAAGAUUUUCUACUACUUCAGCAACAGUCCUUCAAAGAGACUGAGAGAAAUUAACAGUAUGAUACGGACAGGAGAAACGCCAACCAAAAAGAGAGGGAUUCUUCUGGAAGAUGGAAGUGAAUCACCUGCAAAAAGAAUUUGCCCAGAAAAUCAUUCUGCCUUAUUACGCCGUCUCCAAGAUGUAGCUAAUGACCGAGGUUCCCACUGAGGUUAGUCUGUUGUAUUGAAACUGUCUUUUCACAAACUCUGUUUAGCAGCAUCAUGUAAUGCAUCCUAGAUUAUGGGGCUCUUUUCCUUAAUCCUUCCAGUAUCCUUAGGAUAUUUUUACUUAUCCCAACUGCCUUUUUCCCUACCUUUCAGUGCUUGCCAUCAAGGCUGCUUAGAAUCCAAACUUGGAUUUUUUUUAACUCUUUGGCAAAGCUACUGCAAGAAUUGCAGAGAACAAAGUAUACUCAAAUGUGUGUAUAAGAGGUCUCCAUUAACGUGUUCCAGCAGAGGAACUGUAUUUCAAUUCAUUCCUACCUGGCCCUCAUGAAAAGCAAAAAUAGGUAUUUUGUCCUAAAACACUUGGUAGGAGUGUGAGAUUUUUGCAUUCCUAAAAGGUAAAACAAGGUAGAGCGCCCAGAUUUGAAGGUCCUAGAUUAUUAGUCCAAGUCUCCCAUUCCCUUUGUGUAAUUCUUCCCUCUCCCCGUUAGGUGUGGUGCAGUGUGACAAGUGCUUGAUUGAUGUGCAAUGUGUGAGUGAACCUGUAUAAGAAGUGGCACUUUAGGGCUGUAAAAAGCAUGAUUUUGUAACCCAGAUUUUGCUGUAUAUUUGCAAUGGCACUUUCUACAAUGUGAACUUUAUUAAGUACAAAACUUCUAGGCUGAACUUAAUUCAGUAUCUUCUUUGAUGCUUUUGUACUUUUUUAAAAUUGUUAAAGCCCCAGUAGCUACCUUUUGGGCAUGUGUUUUAAAUUCUCCAUUUUUUUGUUGAUUGAUAGGGAUCAGCUGGCUAAGUAAAGAUUUUAAAUCAAGUUGCAUUAAGAGGAUUAUUAUGAAAAAUUAUGACCUCUUCCUUUAGGAGGCAGUUAUCCAAAAGACGUGUGUCUUUAUUAAGGUGAUAUAUUUUAAAUAUCUUUGGGUGUGUUCCUGGAAGUUUAAAAAAUAGAUUGGAGAAUUAGGUUUUUAUUAGUACAUAGUACCAUUUAUACAAAUUAGAAAAUGUUAAUUUAACAGCUACUGAAUUAUCUAUAUAUACCUUUAUUAAUCACUAUUGUUCCAGCAGUUUUAAAGUUGAAUGAAUAAUCUUAUUAGGGAGAAAAUUCAAUUGUAAAUUGAAUCAGUAUAAACAAAGUUACUAGGUAACUUCAUAUUGCUCUGAAAGAAAUAUGGAACUUACUUACACUGUUCAAUUAGAAUAGUGUUCUGCAAAAAUAUUUAUAAAACCUCUCAAGAUUACUUACUGCUACUGUAAUUUUAUAUGAAAAUAAGUAUUUUUCAAUAAAGCACUUAUAAAUUAA